CACUGACAGAGUUGUAAGGCUCAUUUGAAAGAUCGAGUGUAGUUUUAUAUCCAGCGUUGAAAACCGAAUAGAUGUAGUUUUGAUACAAAAGUAUUAAGAGCAAAAGUGUAAAAAUGAAGGACAUAUAUCUACUUAUAAUAAUUCCUUUGUUGGGAUUGCACUCUGUUUUAGGGCAAGACAUUGAUUUUGGACCAUAUGGUGCAGAAGAAUCAGUGAAGACCGAGACCAACUUCUUUGUAACAUGUAAAUUAAACAGUUCCAUGCCGAGUGCAAAUAUGGCGACGUAUAAAUGGUUCAAAGUGGAUAAUACUGAGGUGACGUCAAGAGAUUCCAUUACCAGGGUGUAUGUAGUGGAUAGAAGCCCAGGACUUGAGUUGAACCUGGAACCAGUACAGGAUGAGGAUGCCGGACGUUACAGAUGUGUGGCCUCUGUCGGGGGUCAGACCUAUGAGCGCCAGUUGUUUUUAACAGUUAGAGCUACAAUUACAUUCAAUGACUGUCUAACGGAGCAGUUUGGCGUGGUGGGACAUCGUUCGGAGAUCAUGUGUUCAGCAUCUGGGGGAGAGGGGACUUUGUCAACUGAGUGGCGCAAAGAAGGCGUUGUGGGAACACUGGUGACCAACAAUGAAUAUGCUAUUGAAACCAAGAAGUUGGUUGUUCUGCAAACAACUGCAGCAUCUGCCGGGACCUACACAUACUAUGCCUCGGCUUCUACAGAGAAGAAAAGUCAGCGGAUAACAUUAAAAGCUCUCACUAUUCCAGCGAUUGUUCAACCACUUUUGUCCAAGAAGGCAGUGGUGGGCAACACUGCGGAGAUGUUUUGUAUGGCGCGUGGAAAUCCCUCUCCAAGAAUAGACUGGUUCAAAGUAGAUGAGAAUGGCAACCAAGUACGCAUGCAGACAGACAAUCGUAUUACGAUUGAGGAGCGUAAUGUGGACGGCGACACUCAGGGCAUAAUGAUGAUCAAGAAUGUUCAGAAGGAGGACGAGUCAUACUAUGCCUGCAAGGCCUACAACAAAGCCACAGAGAUUCUGGGCUCAGCCACUAUCCCAGAGACAAAAAGCAAUCUGGACGUGCAAACCAUACCCACUAUUGGGGAAUUUCAAGACACUACGAACGGGCAGUACCAGGGCAGGGAGGGUGCCAGUGUGACCAUGAAGUGUGAGGCCCGGGGUGACCCCAGGCCCGUAGUGGUCUGGACCAAGGUCGGCAGCAACCACCAGUACACCGAGGGACAGAACUCAGAGACGGUGUCAGUGACCAAGGAGGACAUAGCGGACCCAAACAACCCGGGGGUGAGACUGUCCCUUGGUCUGAAGGGGCUGGAGGCCAGUGCAUUUGGCAACUACACAUGCACUGCCCGCAACGAGGCCGGAGAGGUGUCCAAGAACGUCAAACUGGAAGUCCUGUUUUCUCCCAAUUUCGACGGCCAAGACACUGAUUAUGGUAGAGUUUUCUACACGUGGAAGGGUAACACAGAUGGUAAUUUUGGUAAAGUGGUCUGUGUUGCCAAUGGCAACCCCCAGCCUGUCUUCAAUUGGUACAAAGACGGCACAGAGAUCGUACAAGGAACAUCGGGUUACGGAUUGUCAGAGGAGAAGUCGACUGAUCCCAGAUACCCGUACAGACAUAUCAGCAAGCUUUCUGUAUCAUACAAUGGGGCCAAUGACAACAUAUUUGGAACCUACACCUGUAGGGCAACAAACAACAUUAAGCCCAAUAACCAGACCCUGCAGCUAAAGAGGGCUGAGGUUCCAGGUAUGCCCGUGGUGACUAUACAAGAGGAGAAGCCCACUGUGUUGACCUUCUGGCUCAUGGAGCCCAAUGUGGAGGGGCCAGAGGUCACGCAGUUCAAGGUCACCUACAAGCUUACUGGGGGCCCAUCUGAACCCGUGGAACUUAUCAUCCCGAAAGAAUUCCGGGACUACAUUGAUGUGAACAAGAAGUACACGGUGGCCAUUAUCAAUCAGCUGGAGCCAAACAAGGAUUACACGUUCAACUUCUACGCAGAAAACAAUGUCGGAAUUGGUGUCAGCAAAGAGAUGAAAAAACGAACUCCUCCCAUAACGACGCCAAGCGCUGCAGUGAUCAAGACCAACAUCAACAGUGCAGACUCUACCAGGAUCAGAGUGAUAUGGGACCCUCCCAAUGACGGUGGGGCUGUCAUCCUACACUACAAGGUUACAUGGAAACAGGUGGCAGUACGACCCUCCAACCAGACCCUGGACAGCCAGGGCUAUGUGCUGGACUACCAGUUGACGGAUGAUACGUUUGUAGAAGACAUCAAGGAUUCAGAGUUCAACAUUAACGGGCUCAUACCAGGGUCAUACUAUCAGGUCCAAGUGUAUGCAAAGAACAGUUUGGGCUACGGUAUGCCCGGUAUAUCUAUCAUAAAAACUAGAGAAGCUGAAGAUAUGGUUGCAGCCAGCACUGAUCCCAACUACCAAGGGGUAUCAGGCAGUACCGCGUCUGUUGUCAUCACUACCACUGUUACGCUGGCUUGUUGUCUGGCAUCUGUCUAUGCAUGCUUAGAACGCUAUGUUUGACAUCCUUCCUUAACGGCUUUAUAGUGUUUGCGCACCAAUUUUUCGUUUUGGCAUUUGAUAUUGUACAUCUUUCAAACAUGCAUAGUUGUGUGGUAAAAACUGUGAACAAAACUACCUAAGCGGAUUUUUUUUUCAAUGAAAGAGGUUGUGUACUGCAAAAGAUUCCAUUGUGGAAAAACAAUGAAAAUAAACAUGGCAAAUAACAACAACCUGAAUACUAACGCCAGUGUAAUAAGAAGGAAAUACGAUGAGACUUCAGGAAGCAGAUUGACGGAGAAUAGCGUGAAAAUGUGAUAAACAUGUGCAUGUCACAUUUUUGCAUGGAAGUGCUGUGAAACAGAAAAAUCAUUCCAACUACAUUAAGAAGUCACAAAGACUGCCAUCUGUUUAUGUUCUGUUUUCUGUCGUGAUUUUGUACUUAACAAGUGAACAUUUGUUCACUAUUCUACGAAUCAUACUUAACAUUAUAUCAUUAUUUGUAUGUGUUCUUGUAUGGUCUACUUUAGAAAUAUUUUAACUAAACAGAUUUCUGUCUGUCUCAUGCAUAAUUCAGGUUUUGAUUUUGUGGCAUUGAUACUCUGAUGAUGGUAGAUAAUUUGUAACAAAAAGUCUCUAAUACAUACUGAUAUGUUCUAGAUUUUUUUUUACAAAUAUUUUAUAUUUUAUCCGAGAGGAAUAAAAGACUAUUAUCGUUGUCUACCAUCUGCACAAUAUCAUCAUCAUUUUUUUCCAGUUGGCCCAAUAUGCCCUUUUUCCAGUAGAUUUUUUUAUGAUUAAAGUUGUUAGUCCUUUUAUGUACCUCAUGUUUUGGGGAGUGGAUUUUAGUUAUGAUUAAGGUACUUUGUCCAUUUAUGUACCUCAUGUUUAAGGGUGUUAAACUUUGUAUGUCUGUACUGCACUGUCAACCUAAUUAUAGUCAGAUAAACAUAGUAAAAGUAUUAAUGAAAGCUUAUUGUGCAAUAGUUGGCUUCACAAAACUGAAUUUGUUUGUAGUCUUUUAAGAAUAUUAGCAGAUAAAUACCAUAUUGUUGAGCUUGAAUUUUUUGUGCAAAGCUCUACAUAGGCAAGUGAGUACAAAUAAGAAAAAAGGCAUUAUAAUUCUUGUUUUUUUUUUCUCUACCAAACUUUAAAAUUCAUUCAUAUCGAUAAACAAAAUGGAGAAAAAACUUACACAAGUAUGAAACUUUGAGAAUAAAAUGUCUGUCUUUUCUGUCAAAAGGUACUGCAUUGUAGACACAUUCGCAAGAAGUUGCAAGUCCUAUGGAACGGACUUGUGUAUAUAAAUAAGCUGUGCUCUGUGAAAAGGGGGUUUAACGCAUGUGCGUAAAGUGUUAUCCCAGAUUAGCCUGUGCAGUCAGCACAGGCUAAUCAGGGACAAUAUUGUUCACUUUUAUGAUAGUUUUCAGUCUCUUCUUGGCAGAAAAUCUAGUUAAGGUGGAAAGUGUCGUCACUGAUUAGCCUGGGACGACACUUUACACAUGCAUUAAACCCCCUUUUCUCAUAGUGCGACCCAAAUAAAUAUGUGAACAUAUUGUUCUGUGUGUAACAGUUGUCUCGUGUAGAUAUUGUAUAGAUGUGCUUGUACUUCUCUUACAUGUAUUUGCGUGUCAGACAUGGUAAGCUUUAUUUGACCGGGGUCAUACAAAAUUGGGUCUUAUGCCAUAUGCUGUCAGCGUUGCUCCAGACCAGCCUUUGUGACUGCCCAGACUCAUUUGAAAAUGUCAGUUAACCUUUAACCACUUAGAUAAGUAUUUUAACGCAUUUGUUGUCCCAUAGAAAGGUACAUUUAAUUAAAAGCCUUCCUUACUAGAUCCAAGUUUUUAAGGUUUCUGUUCCAUCCUUUAGAUACUGAUUAGCAGCAAACAGCAUAAAACUUGAACAGACUGCGAGUUACUCGCAAGACUGCGAGUCUGUUCUGGUAUUAUGCUGUUUGCACAUAGCCAUUUUCACUUAGCUUCUAAGUGGGAAAAGGUUAAAAGGUGAUCUGAUGUGAUCCCUGAAUUUUUGACAAUUGAACAUGAAACUGAUUUAAAUGACUUACAUUUCUGUAGGAAAUACAAUAUUUUUUAGCUCAACCAUUUGCAAGUGUUGUAAUGCUGAAUUUUGUAUGAUUGUUUAGAUUAAUAUGAUUAAUAUGAUAUUAAGGAAAAGUGAAGGGGUCAUACUGAAUGAUUGAGUACAUGUAAUGUGUUCUAUUAUUUUGUUCUGUUAUAUUUUGGCUAAUGUGUGUGCAUUAGCCGUACAUCAUUCUGGCCAUGUAUUCCAUUUUUAUUUCAAACGUAUUUUAUGCUGUGCGUUUUGAAUUGACUCAUUAUGAUUGUGAAGUAUAUAGCUCUUAAUGUUUAUCCUGGUUUUUAAUUUGCAUUUGGUAAUGCAAUAUUCAUUAUGUUCAUCCAAGAUUUUUAUGAUUGUUAAUUCCCAUUUGGUAAUGCAGCAAUGUUGUUUACAUAGUUUCGUUUCCAAUUUUGCCACUGGUGUGACAAAGGGAACACAGUUUCGAUUUUUUAUUCUUUAACCUGUUGGUAGUUAAUUUGUUCCAUGCUUCAUGAAGAAAGAUUCAUGAUAAAUCAACUUUCAAAAAUUUGGACGAAAACGUAAAAAAACAAUGGUUGAGAAUGGAGUUUUAUUGAUAAAGUUGGAAGACUGUUAUAUUUUAUUUGAAGUGAGAAGAUUGCAUUAGUUUAUCUACAGUACCAAGCCUCAUUAUAUAGGUUCCAAGCCAGUCUCAUUCAGUAAAUUAUUAUCCUUAUACAGUUUCCAAUCCUAAUAUAGUUUCCAAUUUAUUACCAAGAAUAGCUGUUCAGAUGGAGUCUGUAAUGUGACAUAAGCCUCCUGUAUUUCCCCAAGGUCUAACAAUCAAUACUUCGCCAACACGCCUCCAAAUAUUGGAUGAAAGUAAGGCUCAAUUUAGCACUUUUGCUGACUUGAUUGUAAAGGAAAUGCUUAGGUUAGUGUUUAUCAGCUGGAGAAUUAUUGACUGGGAUAAGCGUAAAAUUUUUAAUAAAGCAGACCUUAUAUAUAGUCUGAAGCUAGCUGUAAUAAACAAAUAAUGGUCUCAGUAUAUUUUUUAUAAAGAAAAUGUGCGUCCUCCCUCUUAGCUUUGGCCGAUGCUUUGUUACUGGGUAUUUUAAAUAGAUGUAAAUUUUGUUUAAUAAUGUAGAAAAAUCUUGUUGUGUGUUUAUUUUCCCUUUUUUUAUUUGUUUCCACAGUAUCUUUAAGACUUCAGUAAAUAUGACAUUUUGAUUUAUUUAAAUCAUGCCAUAGCAUUUAGUAUGUUGGCUUAGAGCAAAUGUUUGUAAAGUUGUCAUGUGUAUGUCACAAACAGUCCAAUCCAACAUGAAAUCCAUGGCCUAUACAUAUAAAGGGAUGCGACUCAUCUCAAAAUCCUGUCAUGCAUGUUUUGUAUGAGUGUAUUACUCUGGAUAAUUGAUUAAUCUAUUUUCAAAGACUGUAUCAUCCAUACUUUAUAUAAUGGUCUCAAGCAAAUAAAAAAGUUUGAGAGAAAAACACAUUAUUAUAAAAAUGUAUAAAACAUUUUACAUCAGAAGUUUGUGAUUAUAAUCAUUGACAAGUCCCAAGGUGCUGUCUUAUUAAUGUCAUUCGUGUUGGCCUAAUCAUGUAUUGUGUAAGUACCUGUUAUCGAACAGCACCUAUUAUCGGACGUUUUAUUUUGGUUCUGUAUGCACAUGCGCAAAAGUGCGCAUGAUGUCACAUUGAUAAACAAAUAGUUGCACAUGAAGUCCAUGACCUACUUGCCUACUAAGCUUGAAACAAAUGCGCCAAACACAGGUUAAAGGAACUCAUUUAUUGUUAUUUACACCGUUUUAUGUGUUUUUUGCUAUUACUUUUUUAAUGCAUUUAUCAAAACGUGCAUUUACACACCAAAAAGCAUAUUUCCGUUUGCAAUUUUGAUUGCAGAAGACACAGAUUUUUUCGCUGAGUCCGGGUCACGUGAUAGUCAUGUAACUUGGUAUAUACUGGAGUAGUAUUUAUGAAGUGUCGGGUAAUAGGUCAUGUGUACAUCGGCCGACAUUUUGUUUUGUCUGCUAGAGGUGACAAUAACCAUGGAAUCAUUGUUUUGAAUUCUUGAAGGUAGUUUGCUGGAAAACUUUACAUAUAAAUCAUUCAAUGAUUGAACUGGUAGUCAUUUGUUAAAACAAAAUGUUUUUGUCAUUGUAAGUGUUUCAAUUUUAAGGUAAUUUAAAGUAGUUUCUUAGGUGUUCGAUAACUGGUUUGUCCACCAUAUAUACCCUGAUGAGUGUAAGAAGGGUAUGCACUUCCGAUUGCUCUUUUUUAAGGCAUUUCAUUUGAAAAAAGAUUAUACUUAGGGCAAAAACAAACAUUUUCUUUGUACAUUUUAUUUAGAAUACCUAUUUUAAUUUGUUAUAUUACAUUUCAUGGAAUAAGAAAUUAACAAUUUUAAAUAGAUAUGUGUUUUCAGAUAUGAUACUGUUAGGAAUUAGUUGUAUCUAGUUCAUGUAUUCACUUUAUUAAAAAAGAAAAUUGGGUAUUUACAUACAAGGAUAGCAAGAUGGUGCCAUGUUCCAUGAAGUAAAUUUCCUAUUCGGCUGCCAUAAAUUUUCAAAAUUGAAUUAUAGAAAACAAACAUUCUUUAAAUAUAGUGUUUUUGUAGCAGUUACAAUUGCAUUACUAUAUCAUAGCUAUGUUUAUUACUUUAUUCAGAAAAUAUAUUGGACCAUUGCCUAAUAUAACUAUCAUUGUACAGAAACAGAUUAUACAAUAUUUACCUCAAAUGAUGGAAUAAUUAUGCAUAGCACCACACAUUUAACCCAUUUAUGACUAGUGGACUCUCCCAUCCUUCUAAAUUGGAUCAAAUUAUUUCCAAAAUUAGGGACGUCUAGUAUAUUUAUUUCUACAUUUAAAAUAUUUCUUACAGAAAUUCCUUUAAGCAAACAGAGUAGACCCAGAUGAUACGCCGCAUGAUGCGGCGUCUCAUCUGGGUCUACGCUGUUUGCCAAGACCUUUUUACUAGACGCUAGGCAUAAAUGGCUUAAGCACACAUAUGGUAAAUAUUCUGUUAAAUUAUACUACAUAUUCGUUUUAUUGGGAAGGGAUGUUCUUUUAAUGUGGAUAUAAAAUAUAUUCUUAUGAACAUUGAUUGCAUUAUAUUAUUACAAUUGUAUUCUUCUGAAAAGUAGAAUAAAAAUUUAAAAGAAUGCAAUUACUCUAUUUCCCAUGAAGAAGCUAUAUUUGAACAUGUUUGCAUUUGUGUUUUUGUCAAUUUAUAGAAUCAUAUCGGUGUCCGUUUUUGUUCUUGAUUUUAUUUUAUGAAAUAAAGGAGAGUAUUUAAAAAAUGAGCGAAAAAUUACAUUUAUCUGGUAGUUCUUGCUUGCCAAUAUUAGUUUGAUGACACAAAUUAAAAAAAUAAUUAAUCCAUAGUGCAUAUAGUUUUGCAUUAAACGUACAGUAAGUUCAAUCAAUUGUUUACAAAAUCAUUAAAUGUAAUUUGGAAAAAGUCUUCUUCUUGAAAAGUUAUAUGUAUGUGUAAUACAUGUUGUUAAUUCAUAUUUUGUUCUUGUUCCAAAUUGCUGCUUGACAGUUUUUAUAUAUUUGUUUUGUUCUGUGAAAAUUGGACAAAAUGCAUAUGCGUAAAGUGUUGUCCCAGAUUAGCCUGUGCAGUCUGCUUUAAUGUUAUUUUUCCUGUAAAGGAAGUCCCUUUUUACCGAAAAUGUAGUUUAAGCAGAAAGUGUCGUCCCUGAUUAGCCUGUACAGACUGCACAGGCCAAUCUGGGAGGACACUUUUCGCACAUGCCUUAUGCCCAGUUUUCUCAGAACGUGACUCAUAUAUUUGAGCUGUGCUGUGGGAAAACGGGUCUUAAUGAAUGUGUGUAAAGUGUCAUCCCAGAUCAGCCUGUGAAGUUCACACAGGUUAAUUAGUGUAGACACUUUCUGCAUUACUGGAUUUCAUGUUUGAAGAGACUUUCUUUAAAAAUAAAAUUCCAUGAAAGCGGAAAGUGUCGUCCCUGAUUAGCCUGUGCAGACCGGACAGGCUUAUCUCGUGUGACACUAGGUGGAUGCAGUAAGCCCCAUUUUCAUACAAUGCUGAAGUUUAUGAUUUUAGUCUUUUGUGAAAGCCUUAAAUGAUUAACUGUAGGUGGAUAUUUUGUGUGCUUGGCCAAAGAUGAAAAAUUAUACAAAAUUACAAGUUUUUGAUGUAUUUCAUGUGUUGUGGAAGCUUUGAAGGUAACUUGUUGAUGUUUUAUUGUUAUUUUAAUGCUUACUUGUAUAAAGCCCUAGUACCAAAUGUUGUAAUUAUUGAGGGGCAAGAUCUAGGAUGGCAUGUACCGUGUGCUGCUUAAAAAUGGGCAGAAUGGAAUAUAUUGUGGUACAGGACUUAGGUGUUUGUGAAUCUUCCAAUGACGUGCAAUACUCAGACAUUGAUACAUCACUCAUAAAUGUUUGUGAGCUCUGAAUUAUGUGUAAUCAGUACUUUUGCAACAAAAAUCAGAGAACCAAAUUAUGUUUUGUUAAAACUUUAUGUUAAAUAAGAACUUUUCAAACUUUAAACUUCUAAUAUUGCUGUCAUUUUAAAAUAGUUUUUCUCUUUUUUUAAUGCUUUUCAUAUUCAAGAUAUUUAAGAUAUGUAAAUUUCAAUCUAAAUUUUGAUUUUAAUCAAAUCUCCACAGAGCUCAGCAAACAAAAGUGAAGCAUUUAGGGGGGUCGUUUUGAUAAUGUUUGUAUGUGAAUAACUUUUGGCCAGUUUUAUCAGAAAGUUAUUUUAGUUAUGAAAGUCAUAAAGUUAAUAUCUUCAUCUGAUUCAAGAAAUAUGUACUUUAUCAAAGAGUUCGUAUUAUUUGGAUAUGUAAUCAGAGAGAUUAUGUCAGAAGUUUUUGCUCUAAUUUAACAUUAUUGUCUGUUGUAUUGAGCUUUAUUUUGUGUUUCCAUGAUUGCAAUAUAUGCAGUUGUUCCUUCAUUCGAAAAUGCACAAAUGUUGUAGAAACUGUGUUUUGUAAUAUAAUUUGAAUUGUACUUCAA
Messenger RNA from Dreissena polymorpha, 9542 nucleotides. RefSeq names its product neural cell adhesion molecule 1-like. Gene Ontology annotation, molecular function: protein binding. The record is from RefSeq and is a predicted model, not a curated record. The coding region runs from base 114 to 2546 and encodes 810 amino acids. The transcript is spliced from 17 exons. NCBI's taxonomy places the organism in Eukaryota, Metazoa, Mollusca, Bivalvia, Myida, Dreissenidae.